CGCGCUUGGAGCACCUUAGAAACUGCUCUGUGGAACUUUUCCUCAGGGAGGUCGGCACCUCCUGGUCUGCCCCAAGACAGAGAAUGGCUGUACUUCAUCAGAAGCCUGUCUUGGAUAUGAUUAAAGAGUUUAGAAGGAAUUGGCAUGUUCUUUGUAACUCUGAGAGAACUACUCUCUGUGGUGCAGACUCCAUGCUCUUGGCGUUGCAGCUUUCCAUGGCAGAGAACAACAAACAGCACUAUGGAGAAUUUACAGUCUCUCUCAGUGAUGUCUUAUUGGCCUGGAAAUACUUACUACAUGAGAAAUUGAACUUACCACUUGAAAAUAUGGAGGCAAUUAACCAUUAUGAAGACAUUAGGAAGAUUUAUGAUGAUUUCUUGAAGAACAGUAAUAUGUUAGAUCUGAUUGAUAUUUAUCAAAAAUGUAGGAUUUUGUCUUCUAAUUGUGAAAAUAAUGACAAGAUAUCGCCUAGUCAACUACGGGAUUUUCUGUCUGGCAAACAGUAUGCAGUUAAUGAUGAAACUGAUCUUUAUGUACCGACAUCACCAAUGACUAAACACAACCAGGAUAAUGAAAAGGUGCAAGUACUAGCGAAGAAAAUUAUUCUUUCAUAUUUAAGCCUAAUAGUGAAUUCAAAGAAUGACCUGGCUCUGGCUCAUAUUCUCAAUAUUCCUGAUAGAGGCCUUGGAAAAGAAGCCUUCACCGAUUUGAAACAUGCUGCUCGAGAGAAGCAGCUAUCUCUCUUUUUGGUGGCCACGUCCUUUAUUAGAACAAUACAGCUUGGAGGGAAAGGAUAUGCACCAUCACCAUCUGAUCCACUAAGGGCACAUGUAAAGGGAUUAUCUAAUUUUAUUAAUUUCAUUGAUAAAUUAGAUGAGAUUCUUGGAGACAUACCAAAUCCAAGCAUUGCAGGGGGUCGGAUACUGUCAGUGAUAAAGAUGCAACUGAUUAAAGGCCAGAACAACGGGGAUCCUUUUUACAAAGCAGUAGAGGAAGUUGCUCAAGAUUUGGAUUUGAGGAUUAAAAAUCUUUUCAAUUCUCAACAAGGAGAGGUGGCCGUUAACAACACUGACAUCAGUCCUGCACGGCCAAAAUCUUAUUGCAUAAAUCAUGGUACUGCAUACUGUGGCAGAGAUACUGUGAAAAUUCUGCUUUAUCUGUUGGAUGAAGAAGCAGCCAGUGUUCCUACCAAAAACAAAGCAGAGCUUUUAUAUGAUGAUGAAAACACAAUUUAUAAUGGCACUUCUAUUCUUACUCUUUUUAGAUCUCCCACACAAGUGAAUAAUUCAUUGAUGAAGCCCCUAAGACAACGCAUCCAUAACUCAAAGCAAGAGAAAAAAAUUAAGAUGAAGCAAACUUUAAUUAGAUCCCAGUUUGCUUGUACUUAUAAAGAUGACUUUACGAUAAGCAAAAAUAUAUGGGAUAAUGUUAAUUCAGCAUCAAAGCCUUUGCAUGUUCUUCAUGUGGAAAAUGACCUUUCUGAGGACAUAAAUUCAUCUGUUGGAAGAUCAACAGUUGGAAUGAGUUCUGGAAAUGCUCAUCUGGACAGACAUAAAAAUCAAAAAGCAUCAAGAAAACGAAGUAGUCAGACAGGAAAUAAAAGCUCAAAAAGGAAACAGGUGGAUUUGGGUGGUGAACAUAUUCUCUGUGAUAAUGGAAAUGAACCACAUCUACAUAACAAUGUUAAAAUACCUAAAACAUCAAACAAUUCACAGAAUAAGUCAGAUGGCAAACUAGCCAUAGUAACUAAAGGCAGUAAGUACACCACCAAGGACAAGUUGAUUACUGGCCAGACAAAGUUAACUCAGUUUUUUAGACUGUAAAUUUGUCUUUUAUGUGUUUUAGAGUUAUGUAUAU
Messenger RNA from Tupaia belangeri chinensis (Chinese tree shrew), 1857 nucleotides. RefSeq names its product PARP1 binding protein (gene PARPBP). Gene Ontology annotation, cellular component: chromatin. Gene Ontology annotation, biological process: negative regulation of double-strand break repair via homologous recombination. The record is from RefSeq and is a predicted model, not a curated record. Bases 84 to 1823 code for a protein of 579 amino acids. Lineage: Eukaryota; Metazoa; Chordata; Mammalia; Scandentia; Tupaiidae. The transcript is spliced from 11 exons.